Messenger RNA from Gadus chalcogrammus (walleye pollock), 1892 nucleotides. RefSeq names its product 5-hydroxytryptamine (serotonin) receptor 2C, G protein-coupled-like 1 (gene htr2cl1). Lineage: Eukaryota; Metazoa; Chordata; Actinopteri; Gadiformes; Gadidae. Gene Ontology annotation, biological process: chemical synaptic transmission; G protein-coupled receptor signaling pathway, coupled to cyclic nucleotide second messenger. The transcript is spliced from 6 exons. Gene Ontology annotation, cellular component: dendrite; plasma membrane. The coding region runs from base 1 to 1872 and encodes 623 amino acids. The record is from RefSeq and is a predicted model, not a curated record. Gene Ontology annotation, molecular function: neurotransmitter receptor activity; G protein-coupled serotonin receptor activity.
AUGGGCGCCCCGGGAAGGGCCCUCCUGGGGGCGUUGGGCUCCGCCACCGCCUCCUCCACGCUGGAGGCGGCGGCGGCGGUGGAGCCCGGGUGGCUGGCCUGGCCCGCCAACGGCUCCUUCGACUUCAACCAGAGCGCGCUGCCCUGGGGCCUGGGCCUGGGGGCGGGGCUUGGGCUGGGGGGGGGCGGGGCGGCGGCCGCCAUGGCGCCCGGCGGGCUGGACUCCAACAUCUCGCAGCCCCGGCCGUCGGCGGCGGCGGGGGUGGUGGCCGGGGCGGGGGGGCUGGCGGUGCGCACGGUGAUGGAGGAGAAGAACUGGCCGGCGCUGCUCAUCCUGGUGAUCAUCGCGCUGACGGUGGGCGGGAACAUCCUGGUCAUCCUGGCUGUGUCGCUGGAGAAGAAGCUGCAGAACGCCACCAACUUCUUCCUGCGCUCGCUGGCCGUGGCCGACAUGCUGGUGGGCAUCCUGGUCAUGCCCGUCUCCCUCAUCAACAUCCUCUACGACUACGCGUGGCCCCUGCCCGACUCGCUGUGCCCCAUCUGGAUCUACCUGGACGUGCUCUUCUCCACGGCCUCCAUCAUGCACCUGUGCGCCAUCUCGCUGGACCGCUACGUGGCCAUCCGCAACCCCAUCGAGCACAGCCGCUUCAACUCCCGCACCAAGGCCAUGCUCAAGAUCGCCGCCGUCUGGACCAUCUCCAUAGGUGUGUCCAUGCCCAUCCCGGUCAUCGGCCUCAACAACAAGGACAAGGUGUUUGUGAACGGCAGCUGUGUUAUGAACGAGGAGCGCUUCAUGCUGAUUGGCUCCUUUGUGGCCUUCUUCAUCCCGUUGGUGAUCAUGGUGGUGAGCUACUGCCUCACCAUACAGGUGCUCCAGAGGCAGGCCAGCGUCUUCCUGUAUGAAUCAAAGACUUCCUUCAACACCACGGCUCCGCCCACCUCACUACCGGACCCGCCCACCAAGUUCCACAUCCCCAAGAUCAACACCAUCGCCCCCCCAGACUGCAAAGAAGUACAGGCCACGCCCCCGCAGAGCCGACGCAACACGCUGAGCUGCCUGAAGGGGGUGGAGCCCGGCAUGCUGCUGAGGGCGUCGCCCACCGACAGCGUCAACAUCCUUCCUUGCUUCGAGGCGGCGUCGCAGCUCAGCUCGCCGGCCAUCGGGCCGGGGCGGGGAGACUCCACCGGUUGCCACGGGCGACGGGGGAUGAUGCAGGCCAUCAAGAACGAGAGGAGGGCUUCCAAGGUGCUGGGCAUCGUCUUCUUCCUCUUCCUCAUCAUGUGGUGCCCGUUCUUCAUCACCAACGUCACCUUCGUCCUGUGCCAGGGCUCCUGCAACGAGCCCCUGCUGGCGGAGCUGCUCAACGUCUUCGUGUGGGUGGGCUACAUCUCGUCGGGGGUCAACCCCCUGGUCUACACGCUCUUCAACAAGACGUACCGCCGCGCCUUCUCCAGCUACAUCCGCUGCCGCUACCAGACGGCCGCCAACGCCGCCGCCGGCACGGGCCCCAGCUCCAGGGGCCUGCUGGCGCCGUCGUGCUCCUCGCACGCCCCCACGCCCCUCCUGACCGGCGGAGGGGCGCGGUCGGGGGCGGGGCGCGGCAGCAACAGCUGGCGGAACGGCGGGGGGGCCCGGGGCAGCGUCGGGGGUCCGCGGGGGCUGACGGUGGACCCCGACGACCUGACGGACGACGGGAGGCGGGCGUCGGCCGCCAGCGCGUGGGAGAGCCAGGCGCUGGCGGCGUCGCCGGAGGGUGGGGCGUCGCCGGGGGCCGGGGCCCCGGCGCUAUCGGAGACGGAGACGGAGAUGGAGACGGAGCUGUCGGUGGCCAGCUACAGCCCCUCCUCCAGAGAACUCACCAGCAGCGUGUGAUUGGACGGACGGACGGACGG